CUUGCCAGGGCUGCCGCGGUCCAAAUGCCAGCACAUAAAGCACGAAAACGAAUAUUUUCAAUGUGACGGGAAUUAUUGACGACAUGCAGGAUUCCCUGAGGCUCUCAGAUCUUCUUUGUAUUGACGCUUAUAUCUCGCGGCGCAAACGGAUCAGAAAGCACGACCGCGUAGGCUAAGAUUAAAGUUCGAAUCCGAAGCGACAUCAUGUAUGGACAUCGGGGACUGCUUCAACAUGUCUCAGAUUCAAGGUUCCAGCCAUAGGACCGCUGCAGAUGCAGAAACGGCACACAUUACGCAGUCCGAAUUCUUGCGUUUGCCUGGCGAGAUUCGAAACAUGAUCUACAAGCAUCUCUUCGAAACACACGAACCACGGAUAGAACCAGGUUACCGCUUGCCAGGUCUGCUCACCACAUGUCGGCAAAUCCACUUCGAGGCAAUCAGUCUGUACUAUGGCCUGACUCCUGCAUUCCGCUGCCUACAUGAAGCGAGCACGAUCUCCUGGCUUCGCAACCUCCCGCGUGAAAAUCUCAGACUUCUGCGUCAUUUGAAAUACGAUACCAUGUGGAUCAUCCUCACCCAGAAAUCUCUAGAGCAGAGCGCAGAUCUCGAAUGUCAAUUGUUCCGCUCCUUACUCAAGCGGUUGGCAGAAGAGGCUUGUGUCGAUCUUUUGCAUCUGUCGUGGUCCGUCAGCUUCUAUUUGCCUUUUGGCGGCAGAGGCCGCGGAGAGAUUAGGUGGACGGAUCAGCCCGAUGUAGUGAUUGAGUUGAUGCGCAACUGGCGAUAUGGGCUGGCGACCUCAAAUCAUCAGUCCUCCGAUCAACAACAGGCUAUGGUGAGCUGAAGUUGAGGAUUCCAAUCGCUGAACAGCAUCGAUGGGACGUCGAAUCUUUCCCGCCGACCUGCAC
Dissoconium aciculare CBS 342.82 is the source of this 905-nucleotide messenger RNA. RefSeq lists its product as uncharacterized. The coding region runs from base 209 to 841 and encodes 210 amino acids. The record is from RefSeq and is a predicted model, not a curated record. NCBI's taxonomy places the organism in Eukaryota, Fungi, Ascomycota, Dothideomycetes, Mycosphaerellales, Dissoconiaceae. The transcript has a single exon.